AUGGUCAUUCAGUUUAAUGUGUUGCGUAAAAAUCUGUCUUCCAAGACAAGCGUUAGCGACAAACCGCUGGCUAAACUUACUCCUGGAAAAAAACCUAUCCCUUCUGCGCAAGCGCAACAGGCUAAACAAAUAACACAAGUUGGGGGACCAAAAUCCGGUAGCAAGUUUUACGAAGGGCGACACACAAUAACAUACAAGGCUACAGAUAGAGAAGGAGCAACUGAUUACUGUGCGCAAUAUGUAACUAUUAAAGUCAUAAAGUGCAAAAGUCUUGGAACUCCGAAUCACGGCAGUAAAAACUGUGACAACGAUAACAAUAUUUAUGGUACUGACUGUCAGUUCUCCUGUGACACGGGCUACAAACUUAGAGGCUACUCAAAGUCUUCUUGUCAAAAGAGCGGUCAUUUUAACCACCCCUCGCCAACCUGCAAUAUUGUCCAUUGCAAUAUCCUCACAACACCUUCUCACGGAUCUAAAUACUGUGACAAUAAACAAAACGUUUACGGUACUGAGUGUACAUUCAGUUGUGACAAGGGUUUCGAACUCAAUGGCUACGAAACGUCAACGUGUCAGAGUAGUGGAUCAUACAGCCAUUCCACGCCAUCAUGCAACAGAGUGUCGUGUCCCUUGCUUUCAACACCAGCACAUGGUACGGGGUUUAGCUGUACUAACGGGAGGCACUACGGUAGCGUCUGUUCGCUGGAGUGUGAGGCGGGUUACUCGCCGGAGCUGGGAUUGUACACCUUGUGUCAAGACACGAAGCGAUGGAGCGCCACGAAGUUUUUAUGCAAACCCAAUCGAUGCAGCAGUCUGAUGACGCCAUCUUUCGGAACAAAAAAGUGCAACAAAAAACAUAACGAAUACGGUACCGAAUGCAAGUUCAGUUGUAACGCGGGAUUUUUACUUGAUGGCCAUGAAAAGUCGAAAUGUCUGCAUAAUGGGUCUUACACUCACCCCACACCAAAGUGCCACAGAAUUGCGUGUUCUGCAUUAGAGCUUCCUGAACACGGGACUGAGUUCAAAUGUACUAACAGUUGGUUGUUUGGCAGCGUGUGCUCCCUCGAAUGUCAGACAGGGUACACGACAGUCGGUGAAUCUCACAUCAUGUGUGACGUCAACAGAACGUGGACCAAGUCUGACUUUUCUUGUCGAGGUAUUCAGUGCAACAUCUUGUCGACGCCGUAUCACGGAAUCAAACGGUGUAACAGCCAUCAGAAUAUUUACGGUACCAAGUGUACGUUCAUCUGUGAGAAGGGGUUUGAACUCAGUGGCCACAGUACGUCUUCGUGUCUGAGCAAUGGGUCAUAUAGCCACCCCACGCCAACGUGCAACAAAAAUGCAGCAAAUUCAGCAAACCCCACGCCAACGUGCAACAGUAAGAGAUUUUACUUAAAGUGA
Molecule: messenger RNA, 1398 nt
Organism: Gigantopelta aegis
Lineage: Eukaryota; Metazoa; Mollusca; Gastropoda; Neomphalida; Peltospiridae
Product: P-selectin-like
Exons: 9
Coding region: 1-1398 (465 amino acids)
Source: RefSeq, a predicted model, not a curated record